Messenger RNA from Dicentrarchus labrax (European seabass), 2752 nucleotides. RefSeq names its product beta-glucuronidase. Gene Ontology annotation, biological process: carbohydrate metabolic process; glucuronoside catabolic process. Gene Ontology annotation, molecular function: beta-glucuronidase activity; carbohydrate binding. Lineage: Eukaryota; Metazoa; Chordata; Actinopteri; Moronidae. The record is from RefSeq and is a predicted model, not a curated record. The coding region runs from base 93 to 2036 and encodes 647 amino acids. The transcript is spliced from 12 exons.
UCUGCUGUCACGUGACUAGAGAAUGACUGAUGUGACAGCCUGAACAACAGAAAGCAGCGCUGUAAGGUUUCCACAGAGCUCUCAGUGGUGGUAUGGACCCUCCUGAGAGGCUGGGGAUGUUCCGUGUUGUGUGCCUGUUGGCCGUGUUUGACGCAGUGUGUCUGCUGGACACCGGCAUGCUCUUCCCCCGGGAGUCUUCCUCCAGAGAAGUGAAGGAGCUGAACGGGCUGUGGGACUUCAGGGCUGACCAGUCCCCAAACAGGAACCAGGGCUUCGACAGGGCAUGGUACAAAAGUCGCCUGGCAGAGACCGGCCCAGUGAUUGACAUGCCAGUUCCUGCCAGCUACAAUGACAUCACACAGGACCCCGCACUGAGAGAUUUCAUUGGCUGGGUGUGGUAUGAGCGAGAGGUGGUGGUGCCUGCUCGCUGGGUGGCCGAUGGAGGAACAAGAGUGGUUCUCAGAGUGGGAAGUGCUCACUAUUAUUCAGUAGUGUGGGUGAACGGGGUGAAAGUGACAGAGCACGAUGGCGGCCAUCUUCCUUUUGAGGUUGAGAUAGGCAGCUUAAUCCGCAAGGACCCAACUGUGCCGUGCAGGAUCACCAUCGCAGUCAACAACACUCUGACUCUGGAGACUCUUCCUCCAGGAACCAUCCAGCACAUGGACGACCGCACCAAGUAUCCUGAAGGUUUUUUUGUGCAAAACUUCAACUUUGAUUUCUUCAACUAUGCUGGCAUACAUCGUCCUGUAUUGCUGUAUACUACUCCUAAAGCCUAUGUGGACGACAUCACUGUGGUGACUGACUUCUUGGAUAACACUGGUCUAGUCAAAUACAAUGUGUCAGUCCAAGGUGCUGCCAAUGCCACCCUGAGUGUCACUUUGAUAGACAAAGAUGGCCGCUGUGUGGCCACCUCCAACGGGCCAGCUGGAGUGCUCAAAGUAGUCGAUGUCAAGCUGUGGUGGCCGUACUUGAUGCAUGAGAAUCCAGGUUAUCUUUAUUCUAUGGAGGUUCGCUUAACGGCAGCCGACGGGAAAUCUACAUUUGAGGAUGUGUACUCUCUACCAGUUGGCAUCCGCACAGUCAGCGUUACCAGCACCCAAUUCCUCAUCAACAACAAGCCCUUCUAUUUCCAUGGAGUCAAUAAACAUGAGGACUCUGAUAUUCGAGGUAAAGGCUUGGACUGGCCCCUGAUCGUCAAAGACUUUAACUUAAUGAAGUGGCUGGGGGCCAACUCCUUCCGCACCAGCCACUACCCCUACGCUGAGGAGAUCUUGCAGAUGUGUGACCGCCAUGGCAUUGUGGUGAUAGAUGAGUGCCCGGGGGUGGGCAUCAAAGAUAUUCGCAGUUUUGGAAAAGCCUCCCUGACCCAUCACCUGGUGGUAAUGGACGAGCUUGUACGUCGGGACAAGAACCAUCCCUCUGUGGUCAUGUGGUCAGUAGCCAAUGAGCCGGCUGCAGAGAUGCCCCCUGCUGAAUUCUACUUUAAGACCUUGAUACAACAUACCAAAGCUCUGGACCCUACCCGGCCCGUCACUUACAUCACAGCCAGUAACUACGCCAGGGACAAAGGGGCUCCCUAUGUGGAUGUAAUCUGUGUAAACAGUUACUUCUCCUGGUACCAUGAUCCAGGCCACCUAGAGGUCAUCCCCAUCCAGCUCAACACUCAGUUUGAGAACUGGUAUGGAAAGUACCAGAAACCCAUCAUCCAGAGCGAAUAUGGAGCAGAUGCAGUGCCAGGGCUUCACAGUGAUCCACCUGUGAUGUUUACUGAGGAGUACCAGAAGGUAGUUCUGCAGAGCUAUCACAACGUCUUCGACCAGAAGAGGAAGCAGUACGUCAUUGGUGAACUCAUCUGGAACUUUGCUGAUUUCAUGACUGUACAAGGGAUCCUCCGUGUGGUGGGGAACAAGAAGGGUGUUUUCACCAGGCAAAGGCAGCCUAAAGCAGCUGCAUUCAUCCUGAGGGAGCGGUACUGGAGACUGGCCAAUGAAACAGGCAGACUACCUCCUUGGACCAAGUACCCCUGCUCACUAUGACACCCGCCAGCUGGGGCACCCGGUCCAGGACCGGCUCAAUCCCAUGUUAACACUAUGUCUUAUGGAAAUUGCAGUUAAAAUUCAGUCAUUUGCUUGAGGCAGUUUACAAAAGCACAUGUAGAACAUUUCAGUUUGGUGAGUACAAAUAAGGUCAAACUACCAUGAAACACCAUUUAGCUUUGCUGUUACUGUUGGUCUGCAAUAUGAACUAAACCACCAGUGUAAUCAGGGCAAUCUGCAACAUUUUCACAUCAUAAAAUACAUUUUUGAAGCCUCUGGUGGCUCAUCUAUGGUGCACACUGAUAUAAUAAUUAGAAUUAUGAUGUGUUGCUUUGGAUACAAAUGAGUGGGGGUGUAACAAUUUAUUUAGCAGGAUAUUCUGAUACAGAUACAAGAGGUGGUGCUUUCCAUUGCUCUCAAAAAAAUGUCAAAAACCUUCAUCAGUUAAUAUUUCUGACCUUUCUUACAUCACAAUGACACUGUAAAAGGAGGGAGUUACCACAAUAUCUCCUAUUUUCCUUCCCUCUGUGUGUACUGUGUGUAAGAUAAAUGUGUAAUCUGGUGUUGUAGCAGAUUGAUGUAACAACGGUUUUGGAAGCAUUUCUGUUCAAUGUGAAUUACAAUGCUGAAUCUCAUCAUAAAAGUGCUUUAUUUUUAUAAUGUUUCACUUUUUAAUGAAUAUGAAUCAAGAUAUUAAAGACAAAACAUGCACUUUA